Oppiella nova is the source of this 727-nucleotide messenger RNA. The record is from the annotation of a GenBank genome assembly. NCBI's taxonomy places the organism in Eukaryota, Metazoa, Arthropoda, Arachnida, Sarcoptiformes, Oppiidae.
AUGAUUGAAUUACAGACAAUUAUGUAUGGCCUGAGCUGUUGGGACUGUAAUUCCUUGAUUAACAACGGGUGUAACGACCCGUUCAAAGAGGAUGACUUCGCGAUGGCGGACUGUACCCAGAAAUUCCUACCACGCUACCCCAACCAGCCGGGUACUAUUUGCCGCAAAAUUGUUCAAAAAGUGAACGACGAGUACCGGACGAUCCGCGGGUGCGGCUAUUUGGACGACGCGGGCAAAGAGAUUAAGCCCAACGAGCACUUAGCCAACGAGUGUGUCAAAAGGGCCGGUACUUUCUCGGUGUUGAUCCAGUACUGCUCCUGUAAUGGCAAAGAUGGCUGCAAUCACUCCCAUCAUCUCAUUGUCAGCUCUAUUACUCUAAUUAUUCCCUUUAUUUUCUCACUCUAUUAUAUCAUCUUAUAAAUUGUGUUUAGUUUUAGAUUUAUUAUUAUUUACACCUAAUUUGCAUUCCGUUUGUUUUUCUCUCGUUUUUUACAUUUGUUUAUCACUUCUUAUAUCUCUUUUACUAGUAUUCACUCAUUCUAUACUCACUCAGCAUAAUUCCCAACCAAAUGAUGUCAUUAUGUGUUUAAUUUAAUACCAAACCAUUUAAUGGUAUAAUAAGAGCACAUAAUGUGAUAAUUCAUACAAAUAAUUUUAACUCAUUGAUUGCUCACUCAUUGCUUUGGUUUUUAUAUUUUUGUUGAUUUAUUUGUUUUUUAUUUGAGUU